AUGGCCAUCUCCUCGGCCGCGCUGCGAGCCAGCGGCCAGCUCGUUCGUCUGCGAGCUGCUCCUGUAGCUGCAACUUUCAGACGCUCCCAGAUCUCUCCCUUUACGACCUGCCGUCGCUGCCUGCAAUUGGCAAGCCAGCAGGUUCCGUCGUCGCGUCGUGCCGUCCACACCACCUCCGUCGCUGACCAUGGAGACCCCAGCCCGCGAGACCUGUUCCAGCCUCUCGAUACCUUCCCCCGCCGGCACAUUGGCCCGACUCCAGACGCCGCGAAAGAGAUGCUGGCGGCUCUCGACCCUCCGGCCGCCGAUUUGGACGAGUUCGUGAAGCAGGUGCUUCCCGCAGAUAUCCUGUCCAAGAAGGAUUUGACCGUCUCCCCUCCCAGUGUCUCGCUGGAUCUCUACCGGGAUCCUGCAUACGGCGGGGUCGGCGAAACAGACAUGCUGAAGCUGCUGAGCGAGUAUCGGAAGCAGAUCAGCACGGCAGGAAAGUCGUACAUCGGUGGUGGAUAUUACCCGACCAUCGUGCCGCCCGUGAUCCUUCGGAAUAUCCUCGAAAACCCCGCCUGGUACACGAGCUACACUCCUUAUCAGCCCGAGAUCAGCCAGGGCCGUCUCGAGUCGCUGCUGAACUUCCAGACCCUGACGGCCGAUCUGACCGGCCUGCCCGUGGCCAAUGCGUCGUCUCCCCUCCCCAAGCAGAAGAAGCCCGGGAAGGCAUUCGUCGUGUCGCAUCUCUGCCAUCCGCAGACCAUUGCCGUCAUGCGUUCUCGCGCUGAAGGCUUUGGCAUCAACCUGGUGAUCGGUGAUAUCAUGGCAGACAACUUUAAGCUGGUGAAGGAGCAGGGAGACAACCUGGUCGGUGUUCUUGCUCAGUAUCCUGACACGGAGGGCGGGGUCCUUGAUUUCAGCGCGCUUGGAGAAACCGUUCAUCAAUUGGGUGGAACUUUCGCGGUGGCGACCGAUCUGCUGGCGUUGACGGUCUUGAAGGCGCCCGGGGAGUUCGGCGCCGACAUCGCCUUUGGCAGCGCGCAGCGUCUGGGUGUCCCGAUGGGCUUCGGAGGACCGCAUGCGGCAUUCUUCGCUUGCGCAGACAAGUACAAGCGCAAGAUCCCAGGCCGUCUGGUGGGCGUGACCAAGGACCGGCUGGGGAAUCGUGCGUUGAGAUUGGCCCUGCAGACGCGAGAGCAACACAUUCGCCGUGAGAAGGCCACCAGCAACAUCUGCACGGCGCAGGCCUUGCUGGCCAACAUGAGCGCCAUGUAUGCCGUGUACCACGGUCCUCAGGGACUGAAGGCGAUUGCUCAGCGUAUUAUGGCCUUGACUGCUCUGCUCCGGGAGAAACUGCAGGAGUUGGGCUACAACGCGCCCAUCCGGAGCAACACUCCUGAUGGCGGUGUCUUGUUCGAUACCAUUACUGUCGAGUUGCCUGACAGCAAGGCGGCGGAUGCGAUUAUGGAGGCGGCUCGCGCGUCAGGGUUGUUCUUCCGCCGGAUUGACUCUGCAAAGAUCGGUCUGUCCUUGGAUGAGACGGUCGGCAAGGGCGACAUUACUUCCAUUUUGCAGGUCUUCUCUGCGCAAGCCUCCAAGGGCGAUGUGAAGGUUGACGACACGCUUGGUGCCGUCAGCGUCCCAGCUAGCCUGGCGCGGACAUCCCCUUACCUGACACAUCCCGUCUUCAACUCGUAUCAUUCGGAAACAGACAUGCUGCGGUACAUCCGGCACCUCGAAUCGAAAGAUCUUUCUCUGGCCCAUUCGAUGAUUCCCCUCGGCUCGUGCACCAUGAAGCUCAACGCGACCACCGAGAUGAUUCCGGUGUCGUGGCCGGAGUUCUCACAGAUCCAUCCAUUCAUGCCUGCGGAUACGGUCAAGGGAUACACGCAGCUCAUCGACGAUCUUCAACGGCAGUUGGCCGACAUUACUGGCAUGGCCGAAGUCACGGUGCAGCCCAACUCGGGUGCCCAGGGUGAGUUCGCGGGUCUGCGGGUGAUCAAGAAGUACCACGAGGCAAAUGGUUCGAAGAACCGGAACGUGUGCCUGAUCCCAGUUUCCGCGCACGGCACCAACCCUGCCAGCGCUGCCAUGGCCGGGAUGCGCGUGGUGCCCAUCAAGUGUGACGCGAAGACGGGCAAUCUCGAUCUCGCCGACCUCAAGGCCAAGUGCGAGAAGCACAAGGAUGAGCUGGCGGCGAUCAUGGUCACCUACCCAAGCACGUUUGGCGUCUUCGAGCCCGGCAUCAAGGAGGUGUGCAACAUCGUCCACCAGUACGGCGGACAGGUCUACAUGGACGGCGCCAACAUGAAUGCCCAGAUCGGGCUGUGCUCUCCCGGCGAGAUUGGGGCCGAUGUUUGCCAUCUGAACCUGCACAAGACAUUCUGUAUUCCUCACGGCGGUGGCGGUCCCGGUGUUGGCCCGAUCGGUGUUGCUGAGCAUCUGCGGCCAUUCCUGCCUUCGCACCCGGCCAGCGAGCAUCUCCAGUCGAAGCGAUCCGACUCUGCGUCGCCGCCGAUCAGCGCAGCGCCGUUUGGCAGCGCCAGCAUUCUCCCCAUCACGUUCAACUACAUCAACAUGAUGGGAGCCAAGGGCCUGACGCAUGCGACCAAGAUGACGUUGCUCAAUGCCAAUUACAUUCUCUCGCGUCUCAAGGGGCACUACCCGAUCCUGUACACGAACGAGAACGAACGGUGCGCGCACGAAUUCAUCCUGGAUGUGCGCCAGUUUAAGGAGACGGCGGGGAUUGAGGCGAUUGAUAUCGCGAAGCGGCUGCAGGACUACGGAUUCCACGCGCCGACCAUGUCGUGGCCGGUCGCCAACACGCUGAUGAUCGAGCCGACCGAGUCGGAGAACAAAGCGGAGCUGGACCGGUUCUGCGAUGCGCUCAUCUCGAUCCGUGAGGAGAUUGCGGCCGUGGAGAGGGGAGAACAGCCGCGCGAGGGCAACGUGUUGAAGAACGCACCGCACACGCAGCGCGACUUGCUUGCCAGCGAAUGGAACCGGCCGUACUCGCGGGAGAAGGCGGCCUACCCGCUGCCAUGGCUGGUGGAGAAGAAGUUCUGGCCUUCGGUGACGAGGGUUGAUGACGCAUACGGUGACCAGAACCUGUUCUGCACCUGCGGACCAGUAGAGAAUGCUGCUUGA
This is a messenger RNA of Rasamsonia emersonii CBS 393.64, 3135 nucleotides long. Its product is annotated as 2-alkenal reductase. The transcript has 3 exons. Gene Ontology annotation, cellular component: glycine cleavage complex; mitochondrion. The record is from RefSeq and is a predicted model, not a curated record. Gene Ontology annotation, molecular function: glycine dehydrogenase (decarboxylating) activity; pyridoxal phosphate binding; glycine binding. NCBI's taxonomy places the organism in Eukaryota, Fungi, Ascomycota, Eurotiomycetes, Eurotiales, Trichocomaceae. Gene Ontology annotation, biological process: glycine decarboxylation via glycine cleavage system. Bases 1 to 3135 code for a protein of 1044 amino acids.